GCGCGCUGGGCAGCACGUCGGACUUGGACUUGCCGAUCCCCACGACCUACUGGCCGCACUUGAAGGACAGCACGGCGGAGCAGUUCAUCCACAAUGGAAAGGCGCCGCUCACAAUUUACCCGGCGCAGAAGGCUGCAGAGGAUGCUGGGCUGAAUCACAUGUGA
Messenger RNA from Effrenium voratum, 164 nucleotides. NCBI's taxonomy places the organism in Eukaryota, Dinophyceae, Suessiales, Symbiodiniaceae. The record is from the annotation of a GenBank genome assembly.